AUGGUAACCAAGACCUCGUCCGCGGUGGUGGUUCACGCCGGCGAGCACCUGUUCAAGAUCGUCGGCCACUCCCAGAUCAGGGGCAGCCAUUCUUUAGUCAGGUCUGGCAUCUUCCGCGUCGGCGAUCGUGACUGGACUAUCCUCUACUACCCGAACGGCGACUACAGGGCUGUCGACGAUCAGUUUGCUUAUGUUUUCCUCCUGCUGAUGAAUGCCGGCGAGGAUGAGGUCACCGCGUCCUUCGACUUCUCCCUCCAGGAUCCCACGCCUCUGUCCACCGGUGAGAAGCACAAGUACAGCUUCACCACCCUGAAGUUCUCGUCCACCAGUUCGGGUUGGGGCACUGGCAAGUUUGUAAGCAAAGCCGAUUUGGCCACAUCGGGAUACCUCAAGGAUGACUGCCUGCUGAUCAAGUGCGUUGUCAAUGUCCACAAGCUCACGGACGACAUCAUUGUGCCACCCUCACAUCUAGCCAAAGAUCUCGGCAACCUUCUAGACAGCGGCUUCAACGCGGACAUGACUGUUAGAAUCGGAUCGUUCAAGGAAUUCCAGGUGCACACAUGCGUGCUCGCUGCACGAUCGCCGGUCUUCCGCGCGCAGCUAUGUGGCUACAUGAUGGAGAGCAGAGAAAACAACAUCUGCAUUGAUGAUAUAGAUGCUCAGGUUUUUGAGCUCCUCCUGCAUUACCUGUACAAGGAUUGCUUGCCUGAGUUCAUGGAGGAGGACACAGAAGAUGCUACCAACAUGGCGCAGCAUUUACUCGUCGCGGCUGAUAGGUAUGCCAUGGAAAGGCUGAAACUGAUGUGCGGGAGCAAACUAAGCAAGACUCUCGAUACGGACACGGUGGGUAUCACUUUGGAUCUUGCUGAGCAAUAUAAUUGUGAGCAGCUCAAGAGUUGUUGUAUCAAAUAUAUGGCAAGAAACCAACCACUUGCCGUCUGUGGUAUCCCUAAUGAAGUUACUAAGAAGGUGGAUCACAAUGAUCUAACUACAUAA
This is a messenger RNA of Lolium rigidum, 996 nucleotides long. RefSeq names its product BTB/POZ and MATH domain-containing protein 2-like. NCBI's taxonomy places the organism in Eukaryota, Viridiplantae, Streptophyta, Magnoliopsida, Poales, Poaceae. The transcript has a single exon. Gene Ontology annotation, molecular function: protein binding. The coding region runs from base 1 to 996 and encodes 331 amino acids. The record is from RefSeq and is a predicted model, not a curated record. Gene Ontology annotation, biological process: protein ubiquitination.